AUGAGUAAUCGAUUAAUAAGUAAUAGGAGGAAGAAAAAGUUGACGAACGGAUUCCAGUUCGACGUUGGAUACGUCGAAAAUUACACAAAAUUAACCACAAACAAAGCGAAAUGCAAUCAUUGUUCUGAAGUAUUUAGUUAUAAGUAUGUACUUGAAUUACCUUGCCACCUGAGGUUGGUCUAUCCAGACAAAUUAACAGAAAAGGAGAAGGAAGAUCGUAAAAUCAGUUGGAUAUGGAAUUACUUCACACCAGGAAACAAUAUGACUGCUACAUGCAACAGUUGUAAGUUCUCACACAGUAUAUUCAAAAAUUGAAUAAAAUACUGAAGAAUGUAAAAUUGAUAGUAACAGAACAAUCAAUA
Molecule: messenger RNA, 362 nt
Organism: Trachymyrmex septentrionalis
Lineage: Eukaryota; Metazoa; Arthropoda; Insecta; Hymenoptera; Formicidae
Exons: 3
Coding region: 1-315 (104 amino acids)
Source: RefSeq, a predicted model, not a curated record